AUGGCGAAGCAGACGGUGACGACGCGGGUGAAGUCGAGCAAACUCACGGAACAACAUCCAUGGGUGGAGAUCGUGUUCCGACUCUUGGGCAGUUUUGGUUCGACAGUGCUCUUUGGAGUUCGACUGGUGAUCGCCGAGUUCCUCUUCGGGCGCCCCUGGCACAACGACCGGUCGUUGCAGCGACACCACGUGGUGAACGACAUGAAAAAACAGAGGAUCAUGGCUUGGGUUCCGGUGAAGGCGGUCGGGGCCGUGCUGGCGAUGGUGCCCUUGGCCUACACCGGGCGAAAGAACCUGGAGAGCCUCAUGAGUUGCAAGACCAGACAGGAAGUGCUCGCAGAGUUCACUAAGCUUGUGAGCAUGAGUGGUCCAUUUCUUUGGUUUGGCCUUCGGUGCUUGGACUGGGAGCUUGGAGUACGAGCGAUGAUUGGCGCUUUGCUGUUCAAUUUUGCCUUGAUGGCAUGGUUCGAAUGGCGCCAAGCAGUGAAAGCAGAGCUUUGGAAGGACUAUCGAUGGUUCACAAGCCAGAAGCCGCCCCCAAGCAAGAGGUGGAUGCCAGCCUUAGAGCAAAUGAAUUCCGAGUGGGGAGAAGAUCUGCGGAGACAACAGCUGCACAUUAGCAACAGUGCUUGUCUCAAUGUCACCAUUGAUCCAUGGCAGCAUGAGGAUUCGCGUGCGAUGGUCCGAAUCUUUCGACACGGGACCAACCAGUCCUCAUCCAGAAGACCUGUGCUCAACACAGUGCUUUUGCUCAUCGCCAACACCACCUUCCUGGGCUUCGAAGUCGACGAUCAACGCUCCGCUGCUUCCGGUGGCCGGCCGGUUUAUGUCCUCAUUGAGCUCUUUUUUGCCACGGUCUUUAUUCUUGAGUGGCUGGUGCGGAUCCAUCAACAGAGGCGCCGCGGGGCACGCAGUCUCCGGAAUAUUUUCGACUACACACUUGUCCUGGUCGGCUUCAAUGACUGCAUGAUGACCCUGCUGCGGCCUUUGGCCGGAACGCAGCUCUCCAGAGCCUUUCGUGUCUUCCGUGGCCUGCGGGUGGCGCGGAGCGUGCGAGGAGUGCGGCGGCUUUCAGGCCUUUGGUUCAUCAUCGGAGGCUUAUUGGAGUCCCUCCCAACGAUGGGCAUCGUGACACUGAUCGUGCUCACUUUGGUCUAUGCACUGGCCAUUUGCCUCACCACGACGGUCGCUGGGGAGCCCUUGUUGCUGUCCUUUUGGAACCACGGGCCGAUGUACACCGGAACCGUCGGCCGCUCAAUGCUGACGGUGCUACAGGUCGCCACAUUGGAUGGCUGGAGCGAUUUGAUCGCUCGGCCCAUGUCACGAGACCGAGGAUUUGGUUCGUUUCGUGUGCUUUUUUUUGUCAUCUUGUUAAACUUUGGCACCUUCAACAUUUUGGUGGCCAUUAUGAUUGAGCGCAUCGUGACCAUGGCCACAGACACCAAGGAGAGAGAGAGAGAGAGAGAGAGAGAACUCACGUGGAGGGGGGAACCGUGUCCUUGCAUUUAUAGGAUUCCAAGCUGCAAGCCGUAUUCAGGACAUGUUCGCUGUCAACGUUCCUCAAAACUCCACCUCGUUACAACAUACUUCAAUCCUCCCCGCACCCACUGCAAAAUCACCGAACUGAAACGGGGGCUAUAG
Messenger RNA from Durusdinium trenchii, 1641 nucleotides. The record is from the annotation of a GenBank genome assembly. Lineage: Eukaryota; Dinophyceae; Suessiales; Symbiodiniaceae.